AUGGCUGGAUUUCUUACAUGGCUCUGGAGGUAUAGGAAUUAUCUGGUGAUAGUUCUCACACCUCUUCUCCUGCUGCCUCUGCCGCUCGCCGUCCCCUCCUCGGAGGGAAAAUGUGGCUUCAUUAUCAUCCUCAUGGCUCUGUACUGGUGUACGGAGUGCAUUCCUCUGGCUGCCACGUCCUUACUUCCUGUCAUUCUUUUUCCUAUGAUGAAGAUCAUGGAGUCAGAUGAGGUGUGUAUCCAGUACCUGAAAGACUCCAAUAUGCUCUUCAUCGGCGGGUUGCUUGUGGCUAUUGCUGUAGAGCAUUGGAAUCUGCACAAGCGAAUUGCCCUGCAGGUUCUGCUUCUUGUCGGUGUCAAACCUUCGCUCCUGAUGAUAGGCUUCAUGGGCACGACGGCCUUCUUGUCUAUGUGGAUCAGCAACACAGCAUCCACAGCCAUGAUGCUGCCCAUCGCCAACGCCGUGCUGCAGCAGCUCAGUGACUCUGAGGCCAAUGCUGAAAAGAGAGCUGAUGAAUUCCAUGCCGCUAAGGAAGGUGUGGAAAAUCAGAGCUUUGAGAUGACCGACACUAAUGAAUCCAAGGAGGUCAAAUUAAAGGACAACAGGAUUGACAUGGAUCAUGGGAACAAGGACGUGACAGAUAUUGAUAUUUCAAAGUGUGGUGCUUGGAGUCCAGAGAUGGUGGAACAGCGUAGAAAAAGGCGGGAGCAGAAGUACACAAAUCUUACCAAGGGCAUGAGUCUGUCCGUCUGUUAUGCUGCAAGCAUCGGAGGGACCGCUACCCUAACUGGAACCACACCCAACGUCAUCAUGAAGGGCCAGAUCGAUAAACUUUUUCCAGAUAAUGGUGGUAUCAUCAAUUUUGCAAGCUGGUUUGGCUUCGCAUUUCCCAACAUGAUUCUCAUGUUGGCCUUAGCUUGGUUGUGGCUGCAGUUCAUGUUUCUGGGCUUCAAUUUGAAACAAUCAUUUGGAUGCGGUACAAAGAGCGCAGGUGACAAGGAGGCCUACCAGGUAAUCAAAGAUGAGUACAAAAAGUUGGGCAAGAUGAGCUUCGCAGAGGCCUGUGUGCUGGUUAUCUUCACGCUGCUGGUUCUUCUGUGGUUUACAAGGGAGCCUGGUUUCAUACCAGGCUGGGCCACUGUUCUCUUCAACCAAAAUAAAAAGUACGUCACAGAUGGAACGGUGGCCAUUUUAAUGUCAGCGCUCUUCUUCUGCAUCCCCUCCAAAUUUCCCAGAUGCGGCAGGACGUCUGAGGACGAGGGUCCCACUGAAGCUGCACCACCUCUGCUUACAUGGGAUGUUGUCCAUGAAAAAAUGCCCUGGAACAUCCUUUUGCUCCUGGGAGGAGGCUUUGCUUUAGCCCAUGGUAGUGAGGUGUCUGGACUGUCUAAAUGGUUGGGAGAAAGUCUCAUACCACUGCAGAGUAUCCCUCCUUUUGCUAUAUCCAUCUUGCUGUGUCUGUUGGUGGCCAUGUUCACGGAAUGUUCGAGCAACACUGCCACCACCACUCUGUUUCUACCUAUACUCGCCGCCAUGGCCACUGCUAUUAAGAUCCACCCAUUGUACGUGAUGUUUCCGUGCACCAUUGCUGCCUCGCUGGCUUUCAUGCUACCUGUGGCCACGCCUCCUAAUGCCAUCGCUUUCUCCUACGGCAACCUUAAAGUCAUGGACAUGGCUAAGGCCGGAUUCAUCCUGAACUUCCUUGGAGUUUUCACCAUCAACAUUGGCAUUAACACUUGGGGGGUGGCCAUGUUCGAUUUGAAAACCUUCCCUAGCUGGGCAAAUGUUACUUCACCUCCUUGA
This is a messenger RNA of Nerophis lumbriciformis (worm pipefish), 1803 nucleotides long. The record is from RefSeq and is a predicted model, not a curated record. NCBI's taxonomy places the organism in Eukaryota, Metazoa, Chordata, Actinopteri, Syngnathiformes, Syngnathidae.